Macrosiphum euphorbiae (potato aphid) is the source of this 432-nucleotide messenger RNA. NCBI's taxonomy places the organism in Eukaryota, Metazoa, Arthropoda, Insecta, Hemiptera, Aphididae. The record is from the annotation of a GenBank genome assembly.
AUGGCAUUGCCUUUGCUGCCAACAAAUUGUAUAGCUGAAGGUUUUGAAACUGUAAGGGCAUACUAUAUUGAGAAUGUGCAAUCAUUGAUUAGCAAUAAUAAUGAUUACAAUUUUACAUUAUUAUUUGAAUAUUAUAGAUCAACAUUGCUUGCAGGAAUAAAUGCAGAUAUAUUGUCGGUGAGUGACACAGUUUGGCAAACCAACAAUGUGUUGAAAGUAAGUCACAGACAUCUCCAGAUACACAUGCAAAAUCGGCACAAUCUUGAGCCAUGGGUGUUUUUGAAGGUGCUAAUUACUUACUCGAAUGGUGUUUUGAACGAUUAUAAUGAGGCUACUGAUGGUGUACAAGUAAGAGAACCUCAAUGGCAAGUUUGGAUAGAACAGCAAAGGAAUUUAGAUAGAUCAUUGAGACUGUUUAUAGAAGGACGUUGA